UUUAACAAAACAUUGUGUCUAUUCAGAAAAGGAGCGUUUCUUCAGGAUAGUCUCCUUCUAAACUUCUAUAAAUACGGACUCAUCCCAUAAGAAGCGAUAUAAUUUACAUGUACGAUCAAAAGCUUUGUUAUAUCCUGAUAGAGAUUUGCUUGUAAUCCCUAAAGAAUAUACAGGCAUAAACUCUUGAAAGAUAGUGAUUUUUCACGCCUCAAAGCCUUUAAUUUUCUAUUUUUCUUUUCUAAUUUUUCUAACAAUUUUCAAGAGUUUAUUUGCUAUGGACAAAUUAUUGUCUGCUGUUGAGAAUCCAAAAGAACUAAUCAAACUAGAUAGUUUUGAUGGAUCGAAUUUCACUCGCUGGAAGGACAAGAUGAUUUUCUUACUCACUGCGCUGAAAAUAUUUUAUGUCCUUGAUCCAUCGCUGCCUGCACCACCCGAACCUACCCCAGAAGAUACUGAUGCGACCAAAGCAGAGAGGAAGAAACGAGAAGAAGAUGAACUGCUCUGUCGAGGUCAUAUUCUGAAUACUUUGACUGAUCGGUUGUAUGAUUUGUACUCCAAUCUGAAAUCUCCAAGGGAAAUCUGGACGGCGUUGCAGACUGCUUAUGAAAACGAGAAGCGAGAGAGAGUAGAAUGGUUUUCCCAUGCGGUGCUUGGAGUUUGACGUUGUUUUAAAAGAAGAAGCCAACGGUUAGAGAAGAGAUUUACACUAAAUAGGACACAACCUUUCUGAAGAGUUUCCAUAUUUUUCAGUUUUAUUUUUAAAUUUUAAAUAGGAAAAAAGGGUGAAAAUUUAAGGAAAAAGUUAAAUAUGUAUGCUGGUCUAAGAGAGUGCCACAUCACCGGGCCUAUGUCUCUCUUUUAUAUAUUUAAGGAAAAAGUUAAAUAUGUAUGCUGGUCUAAGAGAGUGCCACAUCACCGGGCCUAUGUCUCUCUUUUAUAUAUACUAAUCUCUAUGUUCAUGCUUUCCACGAAUAUAUCUUGCUUCGCACGAAUAUAUCUUGCUUCAAAUGCUACGAAAUGCAUGCAUAAAAUAUAAACUUUCUACAGCUUCUAAAUUCCAAAAAUAAUUAUUGUUCCGUCAAAUAUGUACGAAGUACAAUAACCAAUUCUCUAAUAUCUAUGUACGUGCAUCGCAAAAUAAAAAAAAUAAAAAAAUAUAUUAGAAAUUGUAAUGAUAGACCUGACUAAUAUUAACUUAAAUUUACACAUAAGAACAAAAAUAAAAAUAUUAACUCAAAAAACUGUCAUCUCCUCCCUUUUUCGUCCUAAAACUCUCUCGACACCACCUACAAUAGUAGUCGUCGUUUUGAAAUAGCUAUAUGCUAAUAUAUAGUAUUAUCCUUUUAAGAAAAAGAAGAAAGAACAAAAAAACUAAGUUAAA
Molecule: messenger RNA, 1381 nt
Organism: Lycium barbarum (goji berry)
Lineage: Eukaryota; Viridiplantae; Streptophyta; Magnoliopsida; Solanales; Solanaceae
Exons: 2
Coding region: 275-661 (128 amino acids)
Source: RefSeq, a predicted model, not a curated record